This is a messenger RNA of Durio zibethinus, 1600 nucleotides long. RefSeq names its product chorismate mutase 1, chloroplastic-like. The record is from RefSeq and is a predicted model, not a curated record. Gene Ontology annotation, cellular component: cytoplasm. NCBI's taxonomy places the organism in Eukaryota, Viridiplantae, Streptophyta, Magnoliopsida, Malvales, Malvaceae. Gene Ontology annotation, biological process: aromatic amino acid biosynthetic process; chorismate metabolic process. Gene Ontology annotation, molecular function: chorismate mutase activity.
UUUGUUUUUUUUCAUUGACUCAGUGUGUUUCAAAAGCUUCAAACUUUUGCUUCUUUUUUCUGUUUUUCUUUCCAAAAAGUCUUGUCUUUUUCUCUUCAUCUUUGAGAUCAAUGGAGGCUAAGCUGUUAAGUGCUUCUUCUCCAGCCUUACCUGCUGUUAAUGGCACUACCAAGUUUUUAAAACCUAGUUGCCUUUUACCCUUGCAAGCCAGGAAAUUUCCCAGGUUUAAGUUUGAUUGCUCUGCAAGGUUGUCAAAGAAAGACAUUCAAUCUGUUCAUGCUUCCACCAACUCUGUCGGACAAAUAAAGCAAAGGGUGGAUGAAAGCGAGAACUUGACCCUGGAGGCCGUGAGGUGUUCGUUAAUUCGACAGGAGGACAGCAUAAUAUUUAGCCUUCUGGAGAGAGCUCAAUAUUGUUAUAAUGCGGAUACAUAUGACCCUGAUGCCUUUUCAGUGGAUGGGUUCCAUGGCUCUUUGGUGGAGUAUAUGCUCAGAGAAACUGAAAAGCUUCAUUCAAAGGUUGGCAGAUACAAAAGCCCAGAUGAACAUCCUUUCUUCCCAGAUGAAUUACCUGACCCGAUGUUGCCACCUUUGCAAUAUCCACAGGUACUACAUCCCAUUGCUGAUUCAAUAAAUAUAAAUAACCAAGUCUGGGAAUUGUACUUCAGAAAUCUUAUUCCAAGAUUGGUAAAGAAAGGAGAUGAUGGCAAUUGUGGAUCUACUGCUGUUUGUGACACAAUGUGUUUGCAGGCUCUUUCAAAGAGAGUUCAUUAUGGAAAAUUUGUGGCAGAGUGUAAAUUUCAGGCAUCUCCAGAUGCCUAUAGAAUUGCCAUUAGAGAACAGGACAGGAAAUGGUUGAUGGAAUUGCUCACAUAUCCCUUAGUUGAAGAGUCAAUCAAGAAAAGAGUCGAAAUGAAAGCCAGAACUUACGGGGAAGUAGUGUCUGCUAAUAUAAACCGAGAUGGUGGCGAUCCGGUUUACAAAAUAAACCCAAGCUUGGUAGCUGACUUGUAUGGUGACUGGAUCAUGCCAUUGACAAAGGAAGUCCAAGUUGAAUACCUGUUGAGAAGGUUGGACGGAUUGGAAGAGAAUAUACACUAGCUGUUUAUGAUAAAAUAGAAAUCUUGAGAUAUGGAGCAAAAUAAUUGCUAAGGGGUAGUUGUAAGUUAAUCAAAAGAAAAUACAAAAAGGCUCAUUUGGAACUUCUAUCAUGCCAUUUGCUCCUAAUAUUUUUUCUCCAUAUAACUUUUAUAUUUUCUUUGUCCAUAUAGAUAUUGGCUUUUUUUUUUUAUUUGAGAUUAUCAAAAUUUAAAUUCUGAUCAACUAUAGAUUUCGCGACAGGUGGUGGAUAUUGGCUUGAUAAUACCGAUGUUUUUUUAUGUUUAUGUGUGUAAUAAGACUAAAAGAUGUAUUGUUAUUAUAUGUCACCAUAAUGUAAAGGGAUUUAUAGGCUUUUUUUGUGUGUUUUAUCAAACCAUGCCAAUAUGAUCAUGAUUCUGGAAAACCAAUGUUCAUGAACAAAGAAUAUGCUUCCACAAUUGCUAGGCGGUGAGGGCUAUGCUCAUGUACCCCUUAAGCCUUGGUUGUUGAAUUAUUCCAAA